AUGGCCAAGCCACGCAACUUGGCGCCGCUCCGGUCGCUCUCCGCGGCAGCGGGCCAGUGCAAGAGCCAGGCACAGGCGUAUGGACAGUGCAUGCUUGCAAACUACCAGAAUAUUGAGAGGGAUGCGUGCGCGACCGAGUUUGCCGCGUUCCAGCGAUGUGUGCAGACGACGAUGAAGCGGCGUGCGUAG
Malassezia japonica is the source of this 189-nucleotide messenger RNA. RefSeq lists its product as uncharacterized. Lineage: Eukaryota; Fungi; Basidiomycota; Malasseziomycetes; Malasseziales; Malasseziaceae. The coding region runs from base 1 to 189 and encodes 62 amino acids. The transcript is spliced from 2 exons. Gene Ontology annotation, biological process: mitochondrial respiratory chain complex I assembly. Gene Ontology annotation, cellular component: mitochondrion. The record is from RefSeq and is a predicted model, not a curated record.